GAGGCGGAGAUAACGCCGAGGAGCGGCAGGGGGGAUGGGAGAGGAGCAGCGGGAGGAAGAGGAAGAGGAGGGACAAAGGCGGAUCGAGGCUGAGCGGACGGAUCCACGAUGUGGAGCCCUGCCUGAAUUCGCAGCCCCCCACCUGUGGGAUCAUCUCCCCCCGCAUCGCGCCGAGCAGGAGCGGAGCAUGGAGAGCAGGGAGGACAAAUGCCCGCGGCAGGAGCUGGUGGCAGAGGCCGUUUUGAGCGGCUCCACGCGCAGGAAGGCAACGGGAGAAAAGGCGCGGAGAUGCCGCACGAGGAGAGGCUGCAAACGCAGCCGGCGGGGAUGUGAGGGGGAAAGAGCCGGCCUGGGGCGGGAAGGCGGCCGGAGACGGAGGCAGAGCUCGGAGCUGGUGCUCCGUGAGCAGCUCCGUGAUGGGGAGAAGCCCCACACGUGCGGGGAGUGUGGGAAGAGCUUCAGGUGGAACUCCGGACUGAUCGAGCACCAGAGGAUUCACACUGGGGAGAGGCCCUUUGAGUGUGGGGAGUGUGGGAAGAGCUUCACCCAGCGCGGCACUCUGAUCACGCACGAGAGGACCCACACGGGGGAGAGGCCCUUUGAGUGUGGGGAGUGUGGGAAGAGCUUCACAGAGAGCUCCAGACUGAUCGUGCACCAGAGGAUCCACACUGGGGAAAGGCCUUUCGAGUGUUCCGAGUGUGGGAUGCGCUUCAGCCACAGGUCCACCCGGAACAAGCACCAGAGGAUCCACACAGGGGAGAGGCCCUUCGAGUGUGACAAAUGCAGGAAGAGGUUUCAGACCCGCGCCGAUCUCUUCCGCCACUUUCAGACUCACACAGAGGAGAAGCCCUUCCAGUGCCCUGAGUGUGGGAAGGGGUACAAGAAUAAGUCCAACCUCAUCACCCACCAGCGUAUCCACACUGGGGAGAGGCCCUUCGAGUGUGACAAAUGCAGGAAGAGGUUUCGGACCAGCACCCAUCUCCUCCAGCACUAUCAGACUCACACAGAGGAGAGACCCUUCCAGUGCCCUGACUGUGGGAAAGGAUUCAGGCAGAACUCCCACCUCAUCAGGCACCGGCGCAUCCACACAGGGGAGAGGCCCUACGAGUGUGAUAAAUGCAGGAAGAGGUUUCGGACCAGCUCUUAUCUCCUCGAGCACUAUCGGAUUCACUCAGAGGAGAGGCCCUUCCGCUGCCCCGACUGCGGGAAGGGAUUCAAGUACAACUCCAAACUCGUCAGGCACCGGCGCAUCCACACUGGGGAGAGGCCCUACGAGUGUCCCCAGUGUGGGAAGAGCUUCUCACACAGCUCUGACUUGACCCAACACCAACGUAGACACCACUAAGGGAAGCCCUGUGAGUGCCCCGAGUGCGGGCAGAGCUUCGUGCGCUGCUCCAGCUCCAUCCCCCACUGGAGGAGGCACUGUGGGCACAGCCCUGGUCACUCACAUUCCCUGUGAUCCAUGCUGGGAACACACAUGGAGGCUUGAAAUUUUGGUUUGGCCUUAAUAUUUCUUCUUUCUCCAUCUCUUUGCACUCCAAAAUCUACGAGGGAUGGAUCUGUCACCUCAAAACCACUCAAAUCCCACUGAAAACAGCUCAAUUUUACCCCAAAACUGCUCAAUUGCAACUCAAAUAAGUCAAUGUCAUAAAAAACUCCAUCGAUUCUCAGCCACCUGAGUAAGAUUGCGCUGGAAGGGGACUGAGAGAAGCGUGAUCUCACUUAGGGUGGUGGGAUAGGGAUUAUCUUGGGCUGGGUGUGUGGAAUGUAUUUGAUACGAAAUAAACCUGUCAGACCGAC
Zonotrichia leucophrys gambelii is the source of this 1800-nucleotide messenger RNA. Its product is annotated as zinc finger protein 135-like. The record is from RefSeq and is a predicted model, not a curated record. The transcript is spliced from 2 exons. The coding region runs from base 35 to 1345 and encodes 436 amino acids. Lineage: Eukaryota; Metazoa; Chordata; Aves; Passeriformes; Passerellidae.